Molecule: messenger RNA, 4430 nt
Organism: Myxocyprinus asiaticus (Chinese sucker)
Lineage: Eukaryota; Metazoa; Chordata; Actinopteri; Cypriniformes; Catostomidae
Gene: hmgcra
Product: 3-hydroxy-3-methylglutaryl-CoA reductase a
Exons: 20
Coding region: 224-2881 (885 amino acids)
Biological process (GO): sterol biosynthetic process; isoprenoid biosynthetic process; coenzyme A metabolic process
Cellular component (GO): peroxisomal membrane; endoplasmic reticulum membrane
Molecular function (GO): hydroxymethylglutaryl-CoA reductase (NADPH) activity; protein binding; NADP binding
Source: RefSeq, a predicted model, not a curated record
GUCCUGUCUCAAACGAUGGGAUAUGGAUUAAUACCGUCUGUUUGUGUUUAUUUAUUAAGGCCGCUCUAAUUAUGAAAUCUACUGCUAGAUGUAAUUUGUACAUACACAUAUAAGUUUUUAUUUAAUCAUUUGCAUAUGUUAAGGAUUUUACAGUGACCAGCUCUUAGCGCACUAAUUCUUAAACCCUCAACGCGUCAUCUACAGCAAGUUGAACACCUUCAACAUGUUGACGAGACUUUUCAGAAUCCAUGGCUUAUUCGUGGCCUCCCAUCCUUGGGAAGUCAUUGUGGCUACUGUGACCCUCACAAUCUGCAUGAUGUCUAUGAAUAUGUUCACUGGCAAUAACCAGAUUUGUGGCUGGAACUUUGAUUGCCCCAAAUUAGAGGAGCAGCAAAUCCUAAGCAGUGAUAUCAUCAUCCUGACAAUCACAAGAUGCAUAGCAAUUGUAUAUAUUUACUUUCAAUUCCAAAAUCUUCGGCAAAUAGGGUCCAAAUAUAUAUUGGGCAUUGCAGGACUUUUCACAAUUUUCUCCAGUUUUGUGUUCAGCACGGUUGUGAUUCACUUCCUGGACAAGGAGCUUACAGGCCUCAAUGAGGCAUUGCCCUUCUUUCUACUGUUGACUGAUCUCUCCAAAGCGUGCGCUCUGGCCAAAUUUGCUUUGAGUUCAAACUCACAGGAUGAGGUGAGAGAGAAUAUUGCCAAAGGAAUGGCUGUCUUGGGGCCCACUUUUACUCUUGAUGCUCUUGUGGAGUGCCUGGUGAUUGGCGUUGGUACGAUGUCAGGUGUCCGGCAGCUUGAGAUCAUGUGCUGCUUUGGUUGCAUGUCUGUCCUGGCCAACUACUUUGUGUUCAUGACUUUCUUCCCAGCCUGUGUCUCUCUUGUGCUGGAGUUGUCCAGAGAGAGCAGAGAGGGACAGCCUAUCUGGCAGUUGAGUCACUUUUCUAGAGUUUUGGAGGAAGAAGAGGACAACAAGCCAAACCCUGUCACACAAAGGGUUAAAAUGAUCAUGUCUCUUGGCCUGAUGAUGGUUCAUGCCCAUAGUCGGUGGAUUGCUGAUCCAGCGUCAAGUAACGGAACUCUUGAUAUUCCACAAGUUGGAGUGAGCCUGAAUGACAAUAUGCCCAAGAGGAUUGAGCCAGACAUGCCCCUGUGGCAUUUUUAUCUGUCCAGGAUGAUCAGCAUGGACAUCGAGCAGGUGAUCACAUUGAGCCUCGCCCUGUUCCUUGCCGUCAAGUACAUUUUCUUUGAGCAGGUGGAGAUGGAGUCUACCCUGUCCUUGAAAGUCCCUACUCCAGGCUCCUUGCUGGCUCAGAAAUGGUCUCCUGACCAGUGCUGCAGAAAGGAGGUUCCCUCUUCCAGCAAGCCUGAAAAACUCCCAACUCCCCAUCCUGUUGUUACCAAAGAGGAACGAGAUUUAGUGAUUCGACCUCUGCCUGCCCUAAAGGAGCCUGAACAUAAAAGCACUUUUGUAGUGGGAGAGGAUGAAAUUCAGGAAAACGCAGAAGUGUUGGAGUCUGAGAUCAAUGUACCUGCUGAACCCAGACCUGUGGAAGACUGUCUGUCCAUUCUAAAAAAAACAGACAUGGGUGCUCGGUACCUCAGUGAUAAAGAGGUGAUUGUGUUGGUAAACUCAAAGCACAUCCCAGCUUACAAACUGGAGGCCAUGAUGGAAACCCCUGAGAGAGGGGUGAUGAUCCGUAGGAAAAUGCUCACCUCCAAACUCCUGGAGGCCUCAGCUCUCUCCUGCCUGCCCUAUAAAGACUACGACUACUCUAAGGUGAUGGGAACAUGUUGCGAGAAUGUUAUUGGUUACAUGCCAGUUCCUGUGGGGGUGGCUGGUCCACUGUUAUUGGACGGAAAGCAGUUUCAGGUCCCCAUGGCAACAACUGAGGGCUGCCUAGUUGCCAGCACAAACAGAGGCUGCAGAGCUAUAGCUUUGGCCGGGGGUGCCAGUAGCCGUGUUCUUGCAGAUGGAAUGACCCGAGGGCCGGUGGUGCGUUUGCCUUCUGCCUGUCAAGCAGCUGAAGUCAAGGCCUGGCUGGAGAGCCCUGAGGGCUUCAAGUGCAUCAAAGAGGCCUUUGACCAAACCAGCAGGUUUGCACGACUAGAGAAGCUUCUGAUUGGUCUUGCAAGUCGCAACCUGUACAUUCGAUUCCAGUCCAGAACUGGAGAUGCAAUGGGGAUGAACAUGAUCUCCAAAGGCACAGAACAGGCUCUCACCAGGCUGAAGGAGGAAUUUCCAGAGCUGCAAGUCUUGGCCAUUAGUGGAAACUAUUGUACUGACAAGAAACCAGCCGCCAUCAACUGGAUUGAGGGAAGGGGCAAGUCUGUGGUUUGUGAAACCACCAUACCAGCCAGUGUUGUCAAAGAGGUUUUGAAGACGACAAGUGAGGCUCUGGUAGAUGUAAACAUAAGUAAGAACUUGGUUGGAUCCGCUAUGGCUGGAAGCAUCGGGGGUUAUAAUGCUCACGCCGCCAACAUCGUAGCUGCCAUCUAUAUUGCAUGUGGACAGGAUCCAGCUCAGACAGUGGGCAGCUCCAAUUGUAUCACUUUAAUGGAAGCCUCAGGUCCCACAGGGGAGGAUCUCUAUAUCAGCUGUACUAUGCCCUCCAUUGAGCUGGGCACUGUUGGAGGGGGCACUAACCUUCCUCCCCAGCAAGCUUGUUUACAGAUGUUAGGUGUGCUGGGUGCUUGUCAGGAGUGCCCGGGUGAGAAUGCCAGACAGCUUGCCAAGGUGGUGUGUGCUACUGUGCUCGCAGGGGAGCUGUCACUCAUGUCUGCACUUGCUGCUGGACACCUGGUAAAAAGUCACAUGACACAUAACAGAUCAAAAGUGAAUUUGCAAGAAGCUCCUAGAACAUGCACUAAGCAAGCAUCUUGAGACUGUUUGAAGAUGCAAAAGAGCCAUAAACAAAGAGGAUCUCUACAUCAAGGGACAAAUGAAUAUUAAUUUAGAUUACUUUCAAGGACAACAAAGAAAUACAGAAUUCUGAUUGUUUCUUGGUUCCCAUGUCCUGCUAAAGAACUUCAGGCAUGUUUUCAAGGUUAAACUGUUAAAAUAAAAGACUGGAGUCAAGACCAGCUCUGUGCAAAAGCCUAGAGCAAGUGUUUCUAAAUAACUUCUGAGUAUCAUACCCGUUUUCAAGCCUAAUAUUGCUAUAUAGAGCAAAUCUGAUUUUAUAUCCACUGCAACCUGUACUUAAAGAUACAGAAGUCAUUGAGUAUAGGCCAGCAUCUGACAUACCAUUGUAUAUCAUGAACAGUGUUGGGUGUAAUUGGAUUACAAAGUAAUUCGUUACUGCAAUCUAAUUACUUUAGGCACAAAAAAGCAGUUUAAUACAUUACAAUUUAAAUUCUUGUAAUCAGAUUACAGUUACUGACUAUAAAUGAAAGUAAUUACUUUUAAGUUCAUUACUUGGGUUACAAAUAUUUAAAAAAAAAAAUGUAUGUGUAAUACAAUUAAAAUGUGAAUUAAUAUGUUCAUAUGUACAUCUGUUUGCGUUUCUGUGACAUCUGAAGGGUCUGCAACAAUGAACAAGGAGAAAAUAGAAUUUGAAUUUGUUGAGCAGAAAAACUAAAAAAUGUUUGACAAGCGUUUUAGAAUGUAACUUAAAAGUAAUUAGUAAUGUGAUUACCUUUUUGGCAAAGUAAUCAGUAAAGUAAUCUGAUUAUAAUUUUAGAGAAGUAGUUAGUAAUUUGAGUGGAUUUCUUUUUUUGUAACUUACCCAACACUGAUCAUGAAACCAAUGUAGUUCUUUCCACCUUUAAGGUCUGCCGGAUGUGUUAAAGCAAAGUUAUACAUUUUUCACCUCUGAUUAUUUAAUGAUGACAGCAUAGAGGAGAAUAUUUUUGCAUGCCAACUUGCAGGAAACAGAAACUAGAAACAGGUCAAAUGUAAUCUUCAUUGCACUUAUAUGCUUCUUUAUAUAAAAAAUUUAUAUAAAAAAGAAUAGUUUAGGACAGUACCAAUACAGAGGAGUUUACAGUACUAUGAAGUUGGUACACAAGUGGAUUACAGAACAACUAUAAUAUUGCUAAAGUCAGCCCUCUGCAGCCACCCCCAAGGUUCUUGUGUCAGAACGUACAUUCAUUUUUUUUUAAUGACACAGGAAUGAACUGACAGUGACUUAUGUAACAUGUCUGAAAGGGGUAGUGCUGAGGCGUGACAGGACAAAACAUUUCAUAAAGGUGCUAUCUACCACAUGAUGUUUCAGUACAUUGUUCAUUUAGAUAUUUAUUUUGUGUUGGCUUUUACUCAUUCGGUUUUGCUGUUCAUGUCAUGGGAAAAAAAUGGAAUACCUGUUCUUGUUUAGCCAUGAGGAAAUUGAAAGGGCACUAGCUAUUUUUAUCAAAGGCACAAUUCAAAUGAUUAGAUACAAAAUAAAAAGCAAGUUUUGUAUAUUUUUUGUAUUAAAAACAUUUGUAAUGCA